Messenger RNA from Acaulospora morrowiae, 1344 nucleotides. NCBI's taxonomy places the organism in Eukaryota, Fungi, Glomeromycota, Glomeromycetes, Diversisporales, Acaulosporaceae. The record is from the annotation of a GenBank genome assembly.
AUGACGCAAAUUCAUCCUCUCGCAAUUGUAUCCAGUGGAAGAAUUUGGGCUGUUCAGCAAAAUGGCGGGAAUGAGUCAACAAAUACUCCGAAUUAUGCCUUGUUUCGCCUUCGAAAUCUGAAGGGCCCAAUCGACGAAGUAGCUUUAUGUAAUGCCAUAUUGACACCACAGGAUGCUCGUGAAGACUUCACCUUUGAAGUGUCCGAUUAUGACGGUACAUCUGCCACAGUUCGAAUCGUUUUCAACAAUACGACGCAUCAUAACUUGGUUCAACGAUUGAGUAUUUACUCGGAGAUCAGAAACCUUUCAGAAAAUGGAUUUUAUGACUGGUUUGCGAUUGACUCUGCUACUAUCCAAUGCAUGAACCCGCGUCCUGCGACUGAAUCAAUAACUUUACAAGAUCAACCAAUUCAAAUUGAAACGGUGGAUAGAGUGAUUGAUCAAAUAAGUGGUGGUGAAUAUCAAUGUUUGCCAUCAAUCUUUCCAGGGACUACUUUAACGUCUAGCGAAGAUGGUCGAACUAGCAUUUUGUGGGGGGAGUCGUUCACGAAUAUAGCGACCACUAUAAAAAUGGUUAAUCUUAUGAUCUUUACAAGAGCAAAGGACUUCACAGAAACGGAAAAAGACAGAUUUAUUGUGUUUAUUGUUCGAAUUCUAAAUGUCAUGAAAAGCAUACCUAUACUUGGUAAAACGAUUGUGACAAUUGAAGAAUCCACAGGUGGUAGAUUGGGUCAUGACUUUUUUAAAGACUAUUACGAAGGGCUAGAUCAUCACCUAGUGAAAUUAGAAGAGGCACUCGGUGAAACGAUUAUAUCUUUGAGUGAGGGUCAAUACGAUAAUCUUAAUGAACAUUUCCGAAAAAUGGGCGAGGUCCUUUCUCGCAUAUGCCCGUUUGUUGAAAAUGGUAGCCAGGAGCUAAAUAAUUUGGCGGAGUAUGUCAAAAAACUCCAAGAAAAGAAAGAUAUUACGGAUAAAAUUGUUAAAGGAGCUUUGACUGGUGCAGCAAUUUCUUUAACUGCGGGACUGACCACAUUAUUUAUGAGGAAACUUUUAGUGACAUGGGCGUUCAGCUGUGCCGGCUGCGCUGGUGUUGGUGGUGCGGCGGCAUACUUACUAAGCAAUCAUUACAAAAAUACCAUCUCCCGUUAUGAUGAUACACAUAAGAAUUUAAAAAGCAUGGAAAAUUUACUAAAGAGGAUGUCAGAAUCGAAUAACACUUACCUUAAUCUGGAUGAAGGAAAAUAUCCCGGCAGGGCGGAAAUUUUGAUCGAGUGCCUCAAAGAAUUUCAAGAGGAAAUCCGUAAAUUGCGUCCAUCCACCAUAUUAGAUACACAUACACUUUGA